Messenger RNA from Brassica oleracea var. oleracea, 604 nucleotides. Its product is annotated as 60S acidic ribosomal protein P3-2-like. The transcript has 2 exons. Gene Ontology annotation, biological process: translational elongation. Gene Ontology annotation, molecular function: structural constituent of ribosome. The record is from RefSeq and is a predicted model, not a curated record. Lineage: Eukaryota; Viridiplantae; Streptophyta; Magnoliopsida; Brassicales; Brassicaceae. Gene Ontology annotation, cellular component: ribosome. The coding region runs from base 59 to 424 and encodes 121 amino acids.
CACUUCCUUCCCGUCAGCUGAAAAAUCUCGCCGCCGUUAAAGAAGAAAGGAGAAGAAGAUGGGAGUAUUCACAUUCGUUUGCAAAAGCAAAGGCGGAGAAUGGACCGCUAAGCAGCACGAGGGAGACCUCGAAGCCUCCGCUUCUUCCACCUACGAUCUCCAGCGCAAGCUCGUUCAGACUGCUCUCUCCGCCGAUUCCUCCGGUGGCGUUCAGUCUUCCUUCUCCCUCGUCUCCCCUGCCUCCGCCGUCUUUCAGGUGAUCAUCGGCGGUGGAUCUGGAGGAGGAUUUGCUGCCGGAGGUGGUGCAGCAGCUGGAGGAGGCGGUGGUGGAGGUGAAUCCGCUGCGGCCGCAAAGGAGGAAGAGAAGAAGAAGGAAGAAUCUGAAGAGGAGGAAGGCGACUUUGGAUUUGAUCUCUUUGGUUAAGUCAAGUGACAAAACAUAAAACUCUUUCCAAGGUGGUGUUUAGUUUCUGUGGUUGUUGAUCUCAGAUUCUUUAUUUUGGUUUUUCUUUUCGAAACGGUUUUGAGAUUGAGCUCUAUGAUUUUGCAAUGUCAGAAAUAUAUGUUUGGUUUCUGGUUAUUAUGAAACUUAUUUAGUCUAAUU